UUUGGCGAUCUGUCCGUGGCGGUGACGUCGCGUCGCGCUCCGAGGAGUCCGAGGCCUCGCGAGACGUUGUCAUGGCCGGUAGCUACAAGAAUUAUAUGAAACUGCUGGAAUCGUGGCCGUUGGACAAGAGCAAGGCUGGCAGGGACCUGGGGCAACACAUUCGCGACCAGGUGAAGAUCGCGUUUGCGAAGGGCGACGCUGCCAGGCAACCGAACCCGGAACAGUGCGAUCGAUAUUAUUCAAGCCUAAAGAGGAUCUCGUCAAAUUAUUAUGGGCAGCUUUAUCAGCGCUCCCUGCUGAGCACCGCGAGCGGAUUGACCAGGGAGCAGUGUAAUUUGGCACUGACUCCGGAAAUGCUCGAGUAUCUGAAGGAGGAGGACAAGGGAGUAUUUCGCAGAUUAUAUUGGACGAUAAAGACCCUCGGCAAAAAAUGAGGCCUAGGCUCGUGUGUUUCGCGCAUAAGUUUGGCAAGGAUAGAUGCUCUGUCGACAGGGCGCGUGUAUUUCUAGCGAAGACCAAUGUAUUUCCGUAUUUAGUAAACGCUAGGCAGUGUAGUUUUAAGCAUGACGGCCUCCCCGACAGGAGUCUUCACGUGCCUGUUAUGGCACAGGAAGUGCUGACGUCCAUGGCCUUGUCGCCGGGCAAGACGUACGUGGACAUGACAUUCGGCGCGGGUGGACACGCCGCCAGAUUGUUGGAGCACUCGCCCGAUAUAAAGUUAUUCGCGCUGGACAGGGAUCCUUCGGCGUACGAAUGCGCGAAAGACCUGGCACAGAGAUACCCGGGACAAGUGGUGCCUCUGUUAGGUAAAUUCUCCGAGUUGCCGCGGCUGCUCAAAGAACACGACGUCAGGGAAGGUAGUAUAGACGGCUUUUUGUUCGAUUUCGGAUGCUCGUCGAUGCAAUUCGACGUAGCUGGUAGAGGGUUCUCUUUAGCGAAGGACGGGCCGCUGGACAUGAGGAUGGACGGGUCUCGGUGUCCGGAACAGAUUACCGCCGCGGACGUGCUGGAGCGGGCCACGGAGCAGGAUCUGGCGCGUAUCAUAAAGGUUUACGGGCAGGAGAAGCGCGCUAAGAGAAUCGCGCGCGCCAUCAUUGACGUUAGAUACAUGUGUAGAAAAUUGGAGACGACGCGGGAACUGGCCCAGCUGGUCGAGUCCACCCUGGACGGCGAGAUCAGGCGGGACAGCCUCGGUAGAUUCGCGCACAGCGCCACGAAAACGUUUCAGGCGCUUAGGAUCUUCGUGAACAAUGAGCUCAACGAAAUCAAUUACGGUAUACUUGUCGCGCAAGUCUAUUUGAAACUGUUUGGCCGUUUACUAACGAUCUCUUUUCACUCGCUCGAGGAUACUGUAGUCAAGAGACAUAUUUCGGGAAACAUAACUGAUAAUCUGGCGAAUACCGUGGCGUUGAAAUACGCGCAUCACGGUAAGAUGUUCGAUAAAGGCGAGGUCGAAAAGUUGACAGAGUCACCGUGGAAAAUGAUGCACACACACGUCCUGACGCCCACGCCCGAGGAAAUUCAGACAAAUCCGAGAUCGCGAUCGGCGAAAUUGCGCGUUGUCACGAAAGUGAAGUAAACGUCUUUUAUGAACAAUGUAUUAAAGCUCGUAAUAGUUGACGCUUUCUUAUGACUGUACAAACUUGUUGCGACGACACACCUGGAAAAUGUACACGACACGUUUGUUUUAACAGGACGUACUGCCGUCAUGCUGUACAUAAUAAAGAAUGUGAGCCGAGAA
This is a messenger RNA of Vollenhovia emeryi, 1741 nucleotides long. Its product is annotated as probable methyltransferase-like protein 15 homolog. Gene Ontology annotation, molecular function: rRNA (cytosine-N4-)-methyltransferase activity. The transcript is spliced from 2 exons. The coding region runs from base 431 to 1579 and encodes 382 amino acids. The record is from RefSeq and is a predicted model, not a curated record. Gene Ontology annotation, biological process: rRNA base methylation. NCBI's taxonomy places the organism in Eukaryota, Metazoa, Arthropoda, Insecta, Hymenoptera, Formicidae.